This is a messenger RNA of Triticum turgidum subsp. durum (durum wheat), 3447 nucleotides long. NCBI's taxonomy places the organism in Eukaryota, Viridiplantae, Streptophyta, Magnoliopsida, Poales, Poaceae. The record is from the annotation of a GenBank genome assembly.
AUGUCGUCGUCCCUGGCGUCCUCCUCGUACCGCCGCAGGAUCCUCGACUCCAAAGCGGCGGCCUCCCACGCGCUCUACUCCUGCCGCCUCCCCUCCCGCUCCGGCUCCAGGCAGCCUGCACACACCAGGAUUGGCGACACCGCCAGAGCUCAUGGUGUUGAGAGUAGCAUCAUCAGUGUCCUAACUAUGCAUCACUGGGAGACCUUGAAUCACAUGGCGUACAAGUUUGGGAAGCUUGACAAGGUUCAUGGAAAGCUAGCCUUGAAGAUACUGGGCUCUAUUGUGCAACAAUCAGGUUUGGAGCGAAUCACUCAUGUUUACUGCCUGGCUGCUCAUAUCCUCAUCCAAGCUCAAAUGCAUUCGCAAGCAAUGUCAGUGUUGAAACAUCUUGCCAUGGCGGGCUUCUCUUGCUCUGCUAUAUUUAGCUCCCUUCUCCGAACUAUCUCGCGCUGUGAUUCCAAUCCCAUGGUUUUUGACCUUCUUAUCAAUGCAUAUCUGAAGGAAAGAAAAGUUGUUGAUGCAAGUAAGGCAAUUUUAUUGAUGGAUGACUGUGGAUUUAAGGCUUCAACUCACACCUGCAAUGCUGUCCUUAAUGCUCUUGUGGAAGUUGGGGAAUCAAAAAAUGUUUGGUUCUUCUUAAAAGAAAGUUUGGCCCGGAAGUUCCCGUUGGAUGUCACCACUUGUAAUAUUGUACUGAAUUAUUUUUGCCUUGAUGGUAACCUUAGAAAGGCUAAUCUUAUGCUACAAAAGAUGAAGAGUCGGUCCAUAUCAAACGUUGUUACUUAUAACACAAUACUUUACUGGUAUGUUAAGAAGGGAAGGUUCAAGGCUGCCAUGCGUGUCUUUAAAGAUAUGGAGAAGAAUGGUGUAGAGGCAGAUGUAUAUACUUAUAACAUCAUGAUUGAUAAGUUAUGUAAAAUGAAGAGGAGUGUGCGCUCUUACCUUUUGCUCAAAAGAAUGAGGGAAAAUAACUUAUCACCUGAUGAGUGUACAUAUAAUACUUUGAUCAAGGGAUUUUUUGAUGAAGGUAAGAUGAAACUUGCUAUCUAUAUAUUCAAUGAAAUGCUGAAACAGAGCUUGAAGCCAAGCCUAGCUACUUACACUACCUUGAUUGAUGGGUACUGCCGAAGUGGGGUAACUGGUGAAGCUUUAAGAGUUCUGUAUGAAAUGCAAGUUGCUGGUGUGAAACCAAGUGAACUAACUUAUAGUGCAAUGCUGAAUGGUUAUUGCAAAGCUUCCAUGCCGGGACAUGCGCUGAAUCUUAUUGAAGAUCUGAAAGCAAGAGGCACAACAAUCAACAGGACUAUGUAUACUAUCCUGAUUGAUGGUUUCUGUCAGCUAGGAGUGGUUUCUAAAGCCAAGCAAAUUUUAAAGAGUAUGCUUGUGGUUGGGAUCAAUCCAGAUGUUGUUACUUAUUCAGCACUGAUCAAUGGUAUGUGCAAGAUGGGUAAGUUGGAUGAAACAAAAGAGAUUUUGUCAAGGAUGCAAAAAACAGGAGUUUUGCCUAAUGAGGUUCUUUAUACAACUCUAGUUUGCUAUUGUUGCAAGUCUGGGUAUGUCGGAGAAGCACUAAAGUAUUUUGUGGAUAUAUAUCGGAGGGGCCUAGCUGCCAAUUCAUUCAUCCACAAUACAUUGUUAUGUGCGCUGUAUCGAGAAGGAAUGGUUACACAGGCUGAGCAAUUCAAACAAUACAUGUCUAGGAUGAAGAUAUCAUUUGAUGUUGCCUCUUUCAACUGUAUAAUAGACUCUUACUGCACCAGAGGCAAUAUGCAUGAGGCAUUCUCUGUGUAUGAUAAUAUGCAUAGAUAUGGCUGUUCUCCAAAUGUGGACACAUAUAAGAAUUUGCUUAGAGGGUUAUGCAAGGGAGGCCACUUGGUACAAGCAAAGGAGCUCAUGGCCUGCCUUGCUGACAUACCUUCUGCCAUUGAUCAGGAAACCUUCAAUGCAUUACUUCUGGGGAUUUGCAAACACGGAACUCUAGAUGAAGCUCUGGAUUUAUGUGAGAAAAUGGUUACAAGUAAUUUUCUACCUGACAUCCAUACUUACACUGUUCUUCUUAGUGGUUUUUGCAGAAAAGGCAAAAUUGUUCCUGCAGUCAUCCUGUUGCAGAUGAUGUUGGAGAAAGGGUUUGUCCCUGAUAUUGUUACAUAUACCUGUUUGUUGAAUGGCUUGAUGAAGGAAGGCCAAGUUAAGGUUGCUUCUUACCUGUUCCAGGAGAUCAUAUGCAAGGAAGGUAUGUAUGCAGAUUGUAUUGCCUACAACUCAAUGAUGAAUGGGUACCUAAAAGCAGGAAUGAUACAUAAAGUAGAUAUGACGAUUCAGGAUAUGCAUCAUAAUGAGGUUUAUCCUAACCCAGCCAGCUAUAACAUUCUUAUGCAUGGGCACAUCAAGAAGGGACAUUUGUCAAGAUCUGUUUAUCUAUACAAAGAUAUGGUGAGGAAAGGGAUUAGGCCAAACAAUGUGACAUAUCGUUUGCUUAUCCAUGGAUUUUCAAAACAUGGUAUGACUGAAAUUGCGAUUAAGUUCUUGGACAAGAUGGUCUUAGAACGCAUUUAUCCGGAUAGAUUAACGUUUGAUGUACUCAUAACUGUAUGUAGUGAGAAAUCUAGGAUGUCCAAUGCUCUACAGCUCUUCAACUGCAUGAAGCGGUUAUAUAUGUCACCUAGCAGUAAAGCAUACAGUGCCAUGAUAAAUGGAUUAAUCAGGAAAAAUUGGCUGCAGCAGAGUUGUGAUGUUUUACGUGACAUGGUUGAGAGUGGACUUGAACCGAACCAUAUACACUAUAUUGCAUUAAUCAAUGCAAAAUGCAGGCUUGGGGACAUCAAUGGAGCAUUCAGGCUGAAAGAGGAAAUGUCAGCUCUUGGUGUUGUGCCAGCUGAAGUUGCUGAAAGCUCAAUUGUUAGAGGUCUUAGUAAAUGUGGAAAGGUAGAAGAGGGCAUCAUAGUUUUCUGUAGCAUAAUACGGGCUGGAAUGGUGCCAACCGUUGCUACUUUCACUACCCUAAUGCAUGGUCUCUGUAAAGAAGGCAAGAUUGCAGAUGCUCUGCAUCUCAAAGGGUCAAUGGAGUUGUAUGGAUUGAAGAUUGACGUAGUCACUUAUAAUGUUCUAAUCACAGGUUUAUGCAACAACCAGUGCAUUUCUGAUGCGUUAGAUCUUUAUGAAGAGAUGAAAUCUAAGCAACUUCGGCCGAACAUUACAACAUACGCCACAAUGAUUGGGGCUAUCUAUGCAACAGGCAGAAUGCUGGAAGGAGAGAAACUACUGAAUGAUAUAGAGGAUAGGGGCUUUGUUCCCUCAUAUAAGGAUCAAAUUCUUGAAUGGAGGAUGGAGAAUGCAAUGAGAAGGUUAAACGUGAUAAGAAAUUGCAAAAAGGAAAUAACUUCUAAGAAUGAGGUCGAGCUAUUACAUGCAGAUCAUGUAUCCAUGCAUAAAGCUGCUGAAGACUGA